Molecule: messenger RNA, 2332 nt
Organism: Notolabrus celidotus (New Zealand spotty)
Lineage: Eukaryota; Metazoa; Chordata; Actinopteri; Labriformes; Labridae
Product: ras-related protein rab7-like
Exons: 6
Coding region: 387-1010 (207 amino acids)
Biological process (GO): endosome to lysosome transport; phagosome-lysosome fusion
Cellular component (GO): lysosome; phagocytic vesicle; late endosome
Molecular function (GO): GTPase activity; GTP binding
Source: RefSeq, a predicted model, not a curated record
ACGUUGUUUUGGAGGAGGAAGUGAAAGGGGAACAGAGAAGCUGGAGGUAGCAGAUAGUUAGCUCGCUGGCAGGCAACCCUUCCAGCAAAGUGCCAAAUUUACACACCAGUUGAGGAAAUUUUACUUCGCCAAUCUACGAAAGUUUUUUUUUUAGUUUUCCACGUGAACGGGCGGCACGUUUUCUAACAAUUUGAAACAAGGUAUUGCCAAACUAACGUUAGCUAACAAACUCAGUGCCAGCGAGCUAGCUAACGUAACGCCUAGUUAGCCCGGUUAGCCUCCAGCGCUGACUGUCCUGAACAAUAACAGCUCGUUUGCUGGCUGCCAGCUCGGUUCACGUCAAGAAGUCGGUGCUCCGGUGUGUUGCAAGUUAAAGCGGUGGAAAAAUGGCAUCCAGGAAGAAAGUGCUCUUGAAAGUCAUCAUCCUGGGAGAUUCCGGCGUUGGAAAGACCUCCCUCAUGAACCAGUACGUGAACAAGAAGUUUAGUAACCAGUACAAAGCUACAAUAGGAGCAGACUUCCUGACCAAGGAGGUGAUGGUGGAUGACCGGCUUGUUACGAUGCAGAUCUGGGACACAGCUGGCCAGGAGAGAUUCCAGUCUCUGGGUGUUGCGUUCUACCGUGGAGCAGACUGCUGUGUGUUGGUGUUUGAUGUGACUGCACCCAACACCUUCAAGACACUUGACAGCUGGAGGGAUGAGUUUCUGAUCCAGGCCAGCCCUCGAGAUCCUGAGAACUUCCCCUUUGUGGUGCUAGGCAACAAGAUUGACUUGGAGAACAGACAGGUAACCACCAAAAGGGCUCAGGCUUGGUGUCAGAGUAAGAACAACAUCCCCUACUUUGAGACCAGUGCUAAAGAAGCCAUCAAUGUAGAACAGGCAUUCCAGACAAUUGCACGCAAUGCCCUCAAACAGGAGACAGAGGUGGAGUUGUAUAAUGAAUUCCCAGAGCCCAUAAAACUGGAUAGGAAUGACAGAGCUAAACCUUCAGCAGAAAGCUGCAGCUGCUGAGGGACAACUUGGACCAUCUUCUCUCUUUGGCUUUCUAAAACACCGGUUACAUCACCUGCACCUCGCUCCCAGGGAAAGGACUUCCCUUCUGGUCUUCCUCCUUCACUUUUCAUUCCAUCCACACCACCCCUCACGCAGUAUGCUGCACAAGGAUGUACACGCCCCCUCCCCCACACAAAAACACACUUGUACACAAAUUAAUACACUAGUGUACUCUGAUAAGAUUCGCAGACAAAUCCUGUGCCCAAAGAUCACAUGAGAGGAGAAUGAUAUCCCUUCUGACGUGAUGGUCCCCGACUCGACAACGAGUGAUCUUCUGGCCCCGCCCACCCACUUUUCUGACUGUGGCCCCUGCGUCUCACCUUGAGGGGGCUAGAUGGAGCCAUGUUCAAAGAGUGCAAUGGGAAACUCAACAAGGACUGGCUGAUGCUCUGUAAUGUGAGAUGAUGUUGACUAACGUCAGCAUCCCAAGUAUCUAAUUCCCUCAUUUUGCUUUCUCUUUGCUUUCUUUUGCUUAUGUGUCAAGAAAUAAUCAAGUUGAACUAUAUAUAUAUAAAUAUAUUGUAAUUGGCUGAUAUUAUUUUUCAAGCCAAUCUGAAACACUUUUGGUUUUUUGCACUUUCUUUUUAUGUUUUUGCCUUUAAGUGUUGUAGAGGGAUGACUGAUUUUGGACAACGUCUGCUACCACACGCCUUUUCUUCAAAUUUGAACCCUGUCACUUGUUUUCCUUGUCAUCAUGCCCUUGAGAAUCUGUUGAACACUUUGGUGAUUGUACUGCCUUUUCCCUCCAAGGUUGCGUCAAGGGGUUUAUAAUUGCCUCACACUGCAGAAGAAAUGUUCCUAAGUAGACAAGCCGAUAACGCAGCCACGGUGUAAAACAUGGAUUAAUUCCUCAAUGUAUUAAUAUUUGCCUUUUAUGUAACAUUAAUUGUACUGCUACUAUUACUGCUGUAUGUGUUCUGUCCUUCAUCAGACAUCUUUCAAUGCUGUGGAUUUACAAUAUGUGUCACCAACACAGCAAACACCUGUCUUCUGUCAUGUCUUUGUUAUUGCUGUUCCCUAUCUGCUUGUAGCUCAGGUUGGCUAAGUACUUAAUAUUUUUAACGGAUUGUGCAUUACGUUGUAUAAAUGGUGGAGGUUCUUGGCAGGUGGAUUGAACUGAAAUGGAUGGUUUCUCUUUCCAUUUAAAGAAAAGAUCCAACUUUUUGCCCUGGUAUUACUCUUUCUCCUUACAGAAAAAAGUCACUGCAAUGCCAAUGAUGUUGUCAAAGAAAACUGGGACGUCAAAUAAUAAAUCUCUUGAAUAUAUCAGUGGUCUGGAA